Molecule: messenger RNA, 2384 nt
Organism: Pimephales promelas (fathead minnow)
Lineage: Eukaryota; Metazoa; Chordata; Actinopteri; Cypriniformes; Leuciscidae
Product: protein LBH
Source: RefSeq, a predicted model, not a curated record
CGUAAUAAUCUUCAUCUGGAAGGAUUCAGAGAUCCUGAAAAUGACAUGAAAAAACAAGCUUCGAUGACGACGUGGAUGCGUGCUUCUCGUAACCAAUCGUACAGCGAUUCAUGUUGCAUGUAUGCAGCUCUCAACAUGUAAAUGAAUGACGUUGGUAGGAUGAGCACAAGCACUGUGACAGCAUUCAACAGUAACUUUCCGCUCGAACUGGACGGACUGAUGUGAACGGAAGCUGCGAGAGACAUUUAACGGGAGGAUAUCUCAAUAUAAUACAAUUUCUUACACUUCAAGAAGAGAAGGGGACAAAAUAAAGAAUGACGGAUAUAUUGAACAACCCAGAACACAGUCGAGAAGAUUUCACUAUGAGUGACACCGGAGAGCAAGGCGUUUCCUUUCAGAUUUUUCCAGACACAAAGGAGCGCCCCCCCAAGCUGUCCAAGCGCUUGCCCUCCAUCGUAGUGGAGCCCACAGAGGGAGAGGUGGAGAGCGGAGAGUUACGUUGGCCCCCAGAUGACCUAAGAACCGCAGACCCUUCCAGCCAUACACACAUACCCUCUGAAGAGAUCACACAGAUGUCUGCUUCACACACCCAGAUAUCACACAGCCAGAGUGCAGAUGAAGUCAAGUGCAGCAGUCUGGAAACAUCAGGGGCAGCUGAGCGUAACUGAAAUGUAUUAAAGACACUGUAGGAAGUCUGUCAUUAUCACAAGUUUCAGUUCUCACACAAACACAGCUGACAACCAACACUGGCAGGCGGGUGUGAAUAAGAUCAGAGUUCACAAUGCUAUAUCUGAGCACCCUAACACAUGCAUGACUUUAAAAAGACUUUUUCAAAGUCUCUUUUUCAAAAUGGCUUUCAGAUUCGAAGGCCUAGUUUUGUAUCUUUUCGAUCUUUAUCUUUUUGAUGCGGAAGUGGUGAAAGUAUCUUAAAAAAAUUUUAGGUAAGUCUGAGAAUAUACUGAAAGGAGUGUCAUUCGGAUGCCACAACUUGAUAAAAUUUGAAGAACUGUUCCUGGAUCUUAAGUAAAUGGUAAAUCAGCUGGCCAACACUGCAUUAUCAUUUAGCUUUAAUGACCAGCUGAUUGUACUUACCAAAUAAAUGGAUGUAAAAUAUUGAUUUGAAAUAAUUUUAUUAGGUGAGAUGAAAGCGAUCACAGAGAGAUUGCAAAAUUUUAACGGAGAUAAAAACAGAUCCGUUUUUUUAACAGUGAUUAUUCAGAAAUAUUUGUCCAUAGAAAUUUGUAAUUUACUCAUCAGAAUCAAUUUAUAUAAUAAGCACAACAUACACAAUGGUUUUGGAUACUUGGCGUAUAUCCAUAUCAAAUCUAGAGCAAGAUAUGAUUUGAUUUGUUGUUAUGCCAUUCACUUUGAUGUAUCCCAGAAGCCCAUAUAUAUUCAAUUAUUAUUGCAGUGACCAAUGUAAAUCUCAUAUUCAUGUGAACAUUAUUAAUCAUUACACACUCAAUGGCUGAAAACUUGAUGUGAAGAGACUCCAUCCUCUCCAGGCUUGUGAGGAAUGACUGCUGCUGAACUUCAAACAUGUCUGCCUGUCAAUCAUCCUGUGGGCAAGGACAUGAUUAUGUCUCCAAGCCCUGUCUGACUUUCAGCAGACUCGAAAUUAUUAGAUACACAAUAUUCUCAAAGGACUAAAUACAGAGACAUCCUACAACUUAUUUGAAAUUCUGACUUUAAAUAGUAGUGUUUGCUAAGACAAGCAGCUAUUACUAUUUUCUUUCUUAGGGUUAGGAAUUUAAGUAUUAUACUUUGGUAUAUAACUCGCUCUGAACAGGUUGUACUACUGACACUUCAUUUCAUGCUGGGAAAUACUGGGAAGGCCAACUCCAAUAUUGUGACUGGCAGUUAGUAACUAUGCUUUGGCGAAUAUGUGUCUUAUUUUUACGGUCUCAUUCGUAUGUUUUUGUCCAAUCUGCUUACGCUCCAGUCAUGUUUAGGGGUGGAAAAACCGCCACCUCGUAAAAUAGGUUGUGAGAUUGGUUUGGUAUUGCACAUACAGGCAUAAGUCACUUGCAUUUUUUUACAAAAAGAAAAAAAAAGAAAACUAGAUUUACAGCAAUAGUUCAGAUAUUUAAUGUUGAUAUUUUAGUGAUGUGAUUCUAAACCAUACACUUCAUGAUAUACAUUGCACUCAUGAUAUUUUCUUAAUUUGGGAAACUGCCUUGAUGUGUAACUCUGUUUAUUAUAUUAAAUCACAUUUCGUCACAUAAUGCUUAUGUUUGCUUUGAAAACCCUCCAUCACUAUCAUAUAUGAUGUGUCUCCAUCAAGAUUUUUUUUAAAUCUUUUUUAUUGGCAUGCAUUGAAAGUUGUGACUUUUAGUCAUUUUGAAUAAAUAAUGGAAAUUACACAGUUAACCAGAAAAUACUUA